GUUUGGAUUUAGCCAUGAUUCAGUAAAGACAGCAAUAAAGCUAUUGAUAUCGUGUAGAAAGGCUUCCCCCACCUUAUUUGUAGGUAAAAUGCUACGAAUGUUGGAGAGCACCCCUUGGAGCGGGGAAGGCGUCGUAGCCGAGACGACCGCAGGCGAGGCGGCGCGGGGCUGUCCCACCGCUGCUGGCGGCGGCGAGACAGGCGACGGCGGCAGGUCCGAGUUCCCGGCCGACCUUUUCAGCCAGCAACAAAGGCAACGGGGCUGGGUGGUGCUGCACGUCGCGGGAACCGCGUACGCGCUGGCGCUGCUCGCCAUCGUCUGCCAGAAGUACUUCGUCCCGUCCCUGGAGGUCAUGGCCGACUACUUCCGAGUUCCCACCGACGUUGCCGGAGCAACUUUCAUGGCCAUGGGCACAUCGGCACCCGAAUUGUUUUCUUCUGUCUUCGGUCUAUUUGUGAGUGAAGGCGACAUCGGAGUGAGCACAGUAGUGGGGUCAGCAGUCUUCAACAUCGUUGGAGUCACCGGUGUUAUCGGCCUCAUCAUUUGGAAAAAGACAGUGGACAUCAGUUGGUACCCGGUGACCAGAGACUGCAUCAUGUUCGCCAUCACUGUCCUGGCCCUGGUGGUUUUCGUCUGGGACAACAGCGUCGCUUGGUGGGAAGCUUUGAUCAUGUUGCUCAUGUUCAUCCUGUAUAUAGUCUACAUGUCAUUCGACUCACACAUCUCCAAGUGGUCUCAACGAAAGGUGAGGUCUUCAUGUUUCGACGGGUUCCUUCAAUCUCUACCUGCAACACUGAAGCAUGUGGGUGAAAACACACCGCUGUUGACAACGCAGACAAUUUUAUACGUGGAGCAGUGCCCAGAGAAGGAAGACAGCUCGGGAAGCGACACCCUUCUCGGUAGCUCCUCGGUGUCUGAAAACGAAAACGUCCUUCUGAGUGGCCACGUCCGCAAGAUGGAAUCUGGAGAGACGUGUGGCGCCUGGUCGAUGCCAUCCGACGGCUCUCUGCGUCUGCUAGGCUGGCUCCUAGUGUGGCCCGGACUGCUGCUGAUGGGCCUCACCAUCCCGGACUGCCGCCAGUCACGCUUCCGCAAGUGGUUCCCCAUCACCUUCGUGGUAGCCAUCGUCUGGGUCGGGCUGCUCUCCUACUUCAGCGUCUGGAUGGUUACUGUGAUCGGAGACACCUUUGGAAUUCCCGAGACCGUUUCAGGAAUCACACUCCUGGCUAUUGGCACGAGUAUGCCGGAGGCGAUAACUAGCGUCAUUGUUGCCAGAAAUGGGCUGGGCAACAUGGCCCUGUGCAACCUGCUGGGCAGUAACGUUUUUGACAUCCUCUUCUGCCUGGGUGGUCCAUGGUUGGUCAAGGCGGCCUUCUUCUCGCCCGAUCAGCACAGAGUGUUUUUCAGCAGUGCCGGCGUCAGUUUCAGCGCCGCUGUACUACUGACGCUUGUUCUCCUGCUUUACUUGUUCCUGGCAGGAUUCCGAUGGAAGCUCGACCUUCGCAUCGGAAUCGCGUGUUCGCUGCUGUACGCCGCGUACAUCGUGUUCGCCUGCAUGUACGAGAUGAAUGUAUUUGGCGUUGUCAACAACUUUGUGUGCUUGUAGAGGCCAUGCAUACCCGUCGAAGUGUGUAUAUAUAGCGUGUACUCAAACCGGCAGUUUACGCUGUCGUCUUUGAAGGAGUAUAGUCUGUCAAUGCCAGGCCGUAGUCUGGAGUGCAGUAUUAAUAUGUAGUAAUAUAUGACGUAUGGACCAGGGGGCUUAGCAAAGGAGGACUGCGAAGAAGGUGGAUAGGGGAUGGAGGCAGAGAUCUGCAGAAAACAUAAGAUGAAAUGCAGACCAGUAACCAGUGUUUUGGUUUAAGUAUUCUGAUAUCCGUGUGGAAAACAUUGUUGAGCUUAUCGAGCGUGGUGCAGAGCUCCGUACUUUGCACACUGAAAUGAGAACUUUGCAAUCGCGAAUGUGAUUGUUAAUGUGCUUUAAUUGCGCAGUGUGAUCUUUGUGGGGGAAAAGGGGCGGAGGGAAGUGGAAUUAGAGCCCUCCGAGAAAGUUAGCACCCUCCGAGAAACCGACGCGGAGCAUUCAACAUUCCUUGCCCAAAAUUGAAGUCGCGUGGAUCGUUAUAGUACAAUCUAACACUCUAUAUAAUGUAAGAGUCACUGGAGCGUAUAUUUCAACUUCGUGGUGCUCAUAACAAAGAUAGUGGAUGUUGCAUAGCCCGCCUGCUUUCACGAAUGUCGUUAACGCUCUUGUACGCUUUUGGUGUAGGGGACGAUCCAGACUAUAUAAGGCCCUACGUUCUUUUGUCCUGUAAACAGUGCAUAGUUGGGACAAUAGGACCUUCCGGUGUGAGCCGGUUGAAUAUGCCAAUGUUUUAUCCAAGCUGAAUUGUAUAUCUAUACCAUUUCAAUACAAAAUAUACAAAGGCUUUCGCAAAGCGUCGUAUAACUCUUCGGCUGCUCAAAAACGUCUCAUUUUCACCCGAAAGGCGAAGCAUCGAUUGUGAUAGCAAACUACUAGACAGCUAUACGAAGUACGGAUAGUAGUUUUAUCAGUCGUUUAAACUUGUAAACAUUCGCUCACUAACUAACAGAGAGAGAGAAAUAAAUAUAAGAAAGGAAUGGCAGGGAGGUUAACCAGACGCACGUCCGGUUUACUACCCUGCACUGGGGGAAGGAAGUAUAGGGAUGAAGACAGAGAGAGGGGAGAUAGAGAGAGCACAGUCGCACGCACAUUUGAAGUUUCGCACCAAGUCUACACACGGUCACGAAGACACGUCGACUUCAGGUACCGCAACAACGCUUUCAUCGCUUUCUGUGCCAUCGAUGCGUACCGCCAUGGUCCAAAGAUCUUCAUUUUGGAAAAUGGCAUAGAGUUCAGCUAGUUCAAUGCUGUCUGGAGAGCUUCACGCUCGAUGUCGUACUGGGGACAGAUACAUAAGAUGUGUUUAAUUGUUUCUAUAGUUCCACAAGAGUCGCACAUGGGCGUAUCCCCCAUUCCAAUGCGGAACGAGUAGGCCUUUGCAAAUGCCACUCCGAGUCAGAGGCGGUACAAUACUGUCGCCUCGGAGCGGUAUACUUUUGGUGGCACUUGUAGCUUUAGAGAUGGAUCAAGUAUAUGAAGGUGACACUUCGGGAGGUUGGGAGAAGACCAAUAUUUCUGUGUCAUAUCUGUAGCCACGAUAUGAAGCGUUCUUGCAGCGUCGGUUCUGGAUAAGGGUAUUGGAAUUGGUAGGGCCUCCAGAUGGGCAGUCCGGGUGGCUUCGCUGGCGAGGUCAUUACCAGCAACGCUGGUACGUCCAGGUAGCCACUGAAAUAUAAGUUCAUGCCCUUUAGCGAUGAUAGCGUGAUGGUGGUCUUGUCUUCGCUAAUAUGCCUGCUGCUCAUGAGUCCUGUGAUAUAGGGCUUACUAACUAAAUUAAAAAGCAUGGUGUCACACGUGCACAAGCAAACAUGAAAACAUCUCACUCGAUGACCGCGCACACACGCUGUCAAAACGCUGUAGUGAGUAAGCGCAGCAGCAGCGAGCUAAUUGACCUUCAUGCUGCCUCUCGCUUCUACGCGAGUUCGCAACGAACUCGCUGACAGUGAGGUAGGAAAAAAAACCAUCUGAUAUAUUCCACAUUCCCGACUGAACAGCAGCGUUGGCUCAUGUCAGUCACGCGAGACCUCUAAAUGUAUAUUGACAGUUCACUGUCUCUCACCCACAACUAAAUUGCUGGAUUUUAACAACUCUGUUUUCCAGUUUAUGUCAAUUUCUUACCUUAUAUAUAUAUAUAUGUAUAUACAUGUUAUUUGUAUAUAUAUGAUUGUAUGUCUUGACAACAUAUACAAUUGCCUGCAGGAUUCUGAUGCAGACGGAACAUUUCUGCGCAUACCCAAAAUCCUCACGCAACGAAACAUACUUGCUGCACAGAAUUAGCCCUGGUGCCACUUUCCCGUUACGCGCAGCUCAUCGAGGAAGCGAGUUGCCCAGACUGGAAGCGGACUUCCACGCCUUAAACUCAGGAACACGCGCUGUGUGUUUAACCGACAUGUGACAGCGAGCUAUACUGCAUGAUUUCCUAGAAGACCUACGAAAUCAUGCAUCUACUCUUGUUCGGUUUUUUGUAUUUAACCUAAUUACUAUCCCCUUAAGGCCGAAACAUUAUACCGAGGGACGUGCGUUCAAUAGAAAAGUACAAUCAAUUACAGACCAAGAAACGCGUAUUAAGAUACACAAUAUGAAACACAACGCGUCAAAACAACCAAAGAACGAAAAGAAUACAGAAUGGAAUAAUUACUAAAAAAAUCGCAUUUCGCGGUAAAGUAAAUUUAGGGGUACUUGAAACGCUGCUGGUCUACUUUAGUUGCUGCGAGCGCAGGACGGUGGACACACUUUUCAGGUGCACUUAAGAGAAAAGAAGGGCGGAAGCUGAAAGUCCCGCAGAAUGGGAUCAUAGCGUAAUGGUAAUGGCCAAUAUGUGAUGACACAUAUUGUCGGGACCAGUUAUUCGCGAAGAGCCGGAAGGUAUAGAAUGUGAAGGUAAUGGAUUGACAUAAUCUGGAAAACAGUUUUGAAAAUCCAACAAUUUAUUGUGGUUGAGAGAGAGUCAACUGUCAUUAUCGAGCAAGCCAAGUGUCGUUCGCCCUUGGUGGGCAGUUUCCUCUUUCUUUUUGUUUUCAGAGUAAAUCAUUCGGGGGUGAGGCCCACAGUUUCCUGGAAUGAUUAAUCUGAAAAAAAAGUGAUAAACAGAAUGACGGAGACGCAAUGAUUGGACAUUCUGCGAUAGCCCAGCAAUUCACGCUUCUGCGAUAGCAAGGAGCGACGUGUGUACAGCAAUUGUCAAAGCGGCACCUUGUGCUCUCUUCGCCGCCAAUGUGCGCGCGCAGUUUAACCAGGCGAAAGUGAGCGCAUGAAGGCAGAUAAAAAGGAACGCGCAGCGCAGUGCACUAGUAUUUAACCCUAUAGACACCCACGCCACCAUCAGUGAACGCAGCGAUUGCAGUUUGGUUGCCCUCUUCUGUGGUCCGUAGAAUUUUGCUCUCGACAAUAUAUGUAUAGUAGUUUAUGGUAUACCUUAUUCAAAAGCUAUAGAAAAUUCUAUAAAAUUUAUUGCGUUAAAGAAGGGCGAUGGAGAGGGAUGCGAGAAGUGCGGUAUGCCAGUGAGGUAUCGCAUGAGAGAACUGUGUAUUAGCGUAUUUUGUAUUCGUAAAACUGCAAUUCAAGAAAAAUGGCAAGAUUAGAUAACAGUAAAGAAUCUAUCAUUUUACAUAAAAUGCUUGUUAAUAACAUUGAAUGGUAAUUAAGAGGUUUGCAUUUGUUAUUUAACUUAAGAAUGGCAAGCAACUUCCCUGAUCGUCCCUCCAGUAGGGAUGAUAACAUAGCAAAAAAAAAAAAACUCCGUUUAAUACCCAUGAUUCCCACUGUAGCUGAGUGAUUGGAGCAUCGCAUUUCCGUUUGCUGCGUCUGUACGAAACUUCUACGUAUACAAGCCAGCCAUAUGUGUGAAACUUCGUUGUGAAAACGGGUACGCUCCAUCACUGACAUUGAUAAAAGAUAGGCACAGGUACAAAUCGCUAUCAAAAUACUUCUUGCCUAUUGUUCAGCGGCCAAUAUGUAGAGGUUGAGCGUUAUUUGGGUUCAAAC
Messenger RNA from Dermacentor silvarum, 5629 nucleotides. Its product is annotated as sodium/potassium/calcium exchanger 4. Gene Ontology annotation, cellular component: membrane. The record is from RefSeq and is a predicted model, not a curated record. Gene Ontology annotation, biological process: intracellular calcium ion homeostasis; calcium ion transmembrane transport. The transcript is spliced from 10 exons. Gene Ontology annotation, molecular function: calcium, potassium:sodium antiporter activity; calcium channel activity. The coding region runs from base 89 to 1606 and encodes 505 amino acids. Lineage: Eukaryota; Metazoa; Arthropoda; Arachnida; Ixodida; Ixodidae.